AUGGGUGCCUCACGCGCUGACAAGGAGUUAUACUUCCAGAAGCUCAAGGAGCUCCUGAACAAAUUCCCUUCUGUCUUCUUGGUCAAUGUUGACAAUGUCGGGUCCAACCAAAUGCAUCAGAUUCGUGUUGCUCUCCGUGGCAAGGGUGUUGUCCUGAUGGGCAAGAACACCAUGGUUCGCCGCGCACUGCGAUCCAUCCUCUCCGAGUACCCCCAGUACGAGAAGCUCCUCCCCCACAUCCGUGGUAACAUCGGGUUCGUCUUCACCGCCGGUGACUUGAAGGAGAUCCGUGAGAUCAUCAUCUCCAACAAGGUCGCGGCCCCCGCUCGUGCAGGUGCCUUUGCGCCCAAGGAUGUCACCGUCCCGGCCGGCAACACCGGUAUGGAACCCGGAAAGACCUCCUUCUUCCAGGCUCUCGGUAUCCCCACCAAGAUCGCCCGUGGUACCAUUGAAAUCGUGUCCGACGUCCGUGUCGUCGUCGCUGGUACCCGUGUCGGGACUUCCGAAGCCACUCUUCUCAACAUGUUGAACAUUUCGCCGUUCACCUACGGUAUGACUGUCGUGCAGAUCUACGACCAGGGCAACGCCUUCAGCCCCGAGGUUCUCGAUAUUGACGAAGCUGAGCUUGUUGACCGCUUCUUGUCUGGUAUCAAGACGAUUGCUGCCAUUUCCUUGGCCCUUAACUACCCCACCAUCGUCUCCGUUGUCCACUCGCUCGUCAACGCGUACAAGAACCUGUUGGCCGUGUCUCUUGGCACCGAGUACACCUUCGAGGGCUCUGAGAAGAUCAAGGAAUACCUUGCUAACCCCGAGGCGUUUGCUGCUGCGGCCCCCGUCGCCACGGAGGCUGCUCCAGCUGAAGCUGCUAAGGAAGAAGAGAAGGAAGAAGAGAAGGAGGAGUCUGAUGACGAUAUGGGCUUCGGUCUCUUCGAUUAA
Molecule: messenger RNA, 936 nt
Organism: Pleurotus ostreatus (oyster mushroom)
Lineage: Eukaryota; Fungi; Basidiomycota; Agaricomycetes; Agaricales; Pleurotaceae
Gene: RPP0
Product: ribosomal protein P0 (A0) (L10E)
Exons: 4
Coding region: 1-936 (311 amino acids)
Biological process (GO): ribosomal large subunit assembly; cytoplasmic translation; ribosome biogenesis
Cellular component (GO): cytosolic large ribosomal subunit
Molecular function (GO): large ribosomal subunit rRNA binding; structural constituent of ribosome
Source: RefSeq, a predicted model, not a curated record